This is a messenger RNA of Peromyscus eremicus (cactus mouse), 1276 nucleotides long. RefSeq names its product G-patch domain containing 11 (gene Gpatch11). Gene Ontology annotation, cellular component: kinetochore. Bases 133 to 924 code for a protein of 263 amino acids. The transcript has 10 exons. Gene Ontology annotation, molecular function: nucleic acid binding. Lineage: Eukaryota; Metazoa; Chordata; Mammalia; Rodentia; Cricetidae. The record is from RefSeq and is a predicted model, not a curated record.
AAGAUCACCAAGACCUGUAUUCUGUGUGGUUGGGAACGAAUCAUUUAGGCAAAUCGAGCCUUCAUUUUUCAAGCUGGAAAGUGGAACUGUUUGUAUCUAUUGAGCUGUUCAUGAACUAGGCAGUAUUGUCAUAUGACGUUGAACAUGGCAGAAGAGGAAGAGGAUUACAUGUCAGAUGCCUUCAUUAAUGUUCAGGAAGACGUCAGACCAGGCGUGCCAAUGCUGAGGCAGAUCCGCGAGGCCCGCCGGAAAGAAGAGAAGCAGCAGGAAGCUAAUCUGAAAAACCGACAGAAGAGUGUGAAAGAAGAAGAACGGGAAAGACGUGACCUCGGGUUGAAGAAUGCGCUGGGCUGUGAAAACAAAGGGUUUGCUUUGCUCCAGAAGAUGGGAUACAAGAGCGGGCAGGCCCUGGGCAAGAGUGGAGAUGGUAUUGUUGAACCAAUUCCUCUCAAUGUCAAAACAGGAAAAAGUGGCUUAGGUCACGAGACAUUACAAAAACGGAAAGCAGAGGAAAGGCUAGAAAACUACCGGAGAAAAAUCCACAUGAUAAACCAAAAUGAAGAGAAGGCCGCCGAGCAGUUCCGGAUGCGAAUGAAAAGUAAGCAAGACGAGAUGAGGCUUGAAGGGGACCUGCGAAGAAGCCAACGAGCUUGCCAGCAGCUGGAUACCCAGAAGAACAUUCAGGUUCCCAGGGAGGCAUGGUACUGGAUAAGGCCUGAGGAGGAGACUGAAGAAGAGGAAGAGGAAGAACAGGAUGAAGAUGAGUACACCAGUGAAGAUUUGAGUGUGCUGGAGAAGCUGCAGAUACUCACCGGCUACUUACGAGAAGAACAUCUGUAUUGCAUUUGGUGUGGGACAGCCUACGAAGAUAAAGAAGACCUAUCUUCAAAUUGCCCAGGACCAACCUCUGCAGAUCAUGACUGAAAUUAUUCCCAAUAAAGUAAAAACUAUUUAUGCAGAGUAUGCAGCAUCCUGCCCUUGCUUUCCAAGGGAAACCAUUACAGAGGAGUGACCGAGCGAACCCAGACGGGCCAGCACAGUGUAGCACUGACCCAUGGGAGAACUAGGGGAGACCACGGGACACGACAGUAGCACUAAAUUUGGGUUCUGAACGAUGGACACAACUUGGCCCACACAAAGCUGUGAGGAGGCAGCCGCUCUGAACUCAGCAAUUCUAAAGCAUAGAAAAUUCUAACCACGCAAGUCUAGUUAUCUGCCUUGGGUGAUCUUACUUAUAAUUGUCAAAGAAUAAACAAUCCAGAUGUCUAUGGGACAA